Fusarium oxysporum Fo47 is the source of this 2629-nucleotide messenger RNA. RefSeq lists its product as uncharacterized. Bases 1 to 2616 code for a protein of 871 amino acids. NCBI's taxonomy places the organism in Eukaryota, Fungi, Ascomycota, Sordariomycetes, Hypocreales, Nectriaceae. The record is from RefSeq and is a predicted model, not a curated record. The transcript has 7 exons. Gene Ontology annotation, molecular function: oxidoreductase activity.
AUGCGUAUCAUCCUCGCUUGGCUGCUCUUCGCUGCCGUCACAGCACAGAGCUACAACUACGGCGGCGUUGAUAUCGACUCACUCACACGCAGACAAGACCCCGAUGCGUCGAUCGUCGUCAAGGCUUUGCCCCAGACUCGCAAUGGCACUACACCACUGAGGCUCGAGAUACGACAAAUGAAGGCCGAUCGAUACAAAUGGGACUUGUUCAUACUCUCCAUGAGCAUGUUCCAGGAUGUCAGUCAGGACGACCCUGCUUCGUGGUACAAGAUCGCUGGAAUACACGGAGUUCCCUUCGAGGCAUGGAAUGGUGUUGAGGCGGCCCCAGGAGCAAAUCAGUCUGGUUAUUGUGCUCACAGUUCUGUCCUGUUCCCAGUGUGGCACCGACCGUAUCUAGCUCUCUUCGAGCAAGAGUUAUAUCGAAUGGCCAAUGUCAUUGCCGGCAUGUUUCCUAACGGGACCGAUCGGCAACCAUAUAUAGAUGCUGCACGCGACUUCCGAAUGCCAUAUUGGGAUUGGGCAAUGCCUCCCCCUGAAGGAGAAUCACAUUUUCCUGAUGUAUUCUGGAAUGCGACUAUCUCCCAGUGGGGCCCUCGAGGCGUUCAGGAAAUACGCAACCCUCUCUACUCGUACAGGUUUCAUCCAAAAAACGCAACUGCUAUGAUUUGGAGCCCACUGAGAGACUGGGACGAGACCAAGAGAGCCCCCAACGCAUCUGAGAGUGAAACCGACCCGACAUCUGACAACGAAAAGGUCAACGCUGCGCUACUAUCGAGACUUCCAGAGAUACAACGGCGCCUCUAUGAGCUCUUGACUAGUUACAAGGACUUCAACAGCUUCGGGACUAAGGCAUGGGGUGCUACGCAGAAUUUGUCGACAGCGGACUCGAUCGAAUCUGUUCACGACAUUAUUCAUACCGACGGCGGUCUGGGAGGGCACAUGACAUAUGUCCCUUUGUCUUCGUUCGAUCCACUGUUCCUACUUCACCAUGCCAUGACAGAUCGAGUAGUUGCCAUAUGGCAGGCUCUCAACCCGUACUCAUGGGUCACUCCAAUGCCGGCGGGCGAAAACAGUUUCACCACUCUCAAGGGGGAGAUGCAAGACUCUCAGUCUCCGUUGACUCCGUUCUUUGCGUCUGUUGACGGCACCUUCUGGAACUCAGACACAGCCAGGACAACAGAAGCUUUCGGAUACACGUAUGCUGAUACUGAUCUCACGGGGAAACAGAAGGAAGAUGUCCGACAAGACUUACAAAAAAAGGUGAGCGAAUGGUGGGGAGGUUCAGCUGCGGUCGGUCUUCAGGCGAGCACGGAUAUUAUGAUGGCAGGCGGAAUCUCUUCGACAGACUACACGACCAAAUGGACCAUCGCUGUCUUGGUAAAUAUGGGGGCAUUUCCCGGUUCCUACGCCAUCCACUUCUACCUGGGGCAGCCGCCCGCCGACUGUGGUGAGCAAACCUCCCAUUAUGUCGGCGGUAUCCCAUUUGCUGGCAUUCUCAUGACAAACCCAUCAGACUCGGUGAUUGCAGCAGCACUGCCCAUCGAAUCUCGACUCAGAGAAAGGGUCAUAUAUGGGGACCUGCGCAGUCUAAGUUUCAAAGACGUCGAGUAUUAUCUGUUGGAACGACAGAAGCUCCAGCUCUGUGUGAUGGCCGACUUCAGAAGGGAUGUGGAUCCAGCUCAGGUCAGUGGACUACGUGUUGAAAUUGUCCGUUCAAGUCACAAGGAUGGUCGAGGUUCUUCCCCCACAAUCGUCUGUAAUAUCCAAAUCAUCAAAUAUCACAGCAUGGCAGACUCACACAUCCCAUCCGUUCCUCCACCAUGGACCCUCAAAGGCGACAUCUACGCCUUCAUAUUCUGGACGUCUCCCUCACAAGCCAAAGAAGGUCUUCCUGCCAUGGCUUACUCUCCUCUUGAAGGACAAUCUGACUUUGCUAAAGGUCAGAAAGCUCUUGGAGGUCUGAUUGGACCCUACGAUGAACUUAUUCUCGCGCCGGGGACUUUUGGGUAUGAGAAGGAGGAUGAGAAUGGGAGGAGAUUGAAAGGGAAAGGUGUUAAGAUUACGAGGAUUUAUGUUUCUCAUAAACAUACGUGCUACAACGGUAGAAAGAACUGGAACGUCCCCAAACACCUCGCCAAGUUCGACUGGACUGAUAACUCAAACGGCUCUAUAACUGCCAAAGUAUAUCCUCACGAUACAUUGCCCACAGACUCAGCUAGCUCUGAGUCAGCCUCACCAGAUCACACUCCAUUCUUCCAGGCCACCUUCAAGCCCAUUCGCUAUGCGCCCUCAUUUCCCUUCCGAACUUCAUGGAUCAACUAUUUGGGCUUCGACACCACCUUGGUCUUUCCUCCUCUCCCUGAAGGCGCUGGGAGUCAGGGCGAGCUGCCUGGUACUGACCAAUGGUGCUCUGUCGUUCCGCAGCAGUCUACGUCCAAGUGUAUGUUGGGCUGGUUCGACGUUGAGCAGCAUCGUGAUGAGGAGGGGAAGUUAACGGGUGAGUUUGAGAACUUCUGGCCUGGUUGGUCCAAGUGGCAGAUUGGAAUCAAGAUGGAGAACUCUGUUAUCGAGUUUGAUCAUCCAGAGACGUGGGAGCCUCCGAGAACGAGACUAUAAGCAACAUUAAUAG